ACAUUUUGCAUUCAAAUUUAUUAAAAACUUGUGUUGGCUACUUUUAGGCUCUUACGUUUUCAAAAUUGGCUACUUUGGGCUACUCGAGCGCCAUCAUUCGGCUACUAGUGACGACAAAUUACUGGCAACACUGGCCUUAACCUAACUAAUGCAUCGCGCAAGGCAGCGCAAGGAGUCGCGUGGCAAAUGAUGCAAUAAAAUGGGAUAUUUUGGUUGAUAAAUUCGUGACACGACGGAUGACACGACGCGUGACGCGUCCAGUGGGAACUCACCCUCUACUCGCGAAUUUUCCAGUACCAUCCAGUACUUCCAGUCGCUUCAUUCGUUUCAAGAGUGUGAGAUUGUUAGAGGUUAUCAAAUGGCGAUAAUCAUGUCAGAUGCGAAGAUAUUGUCGCCACUUGUCACCAGUUAACACGACGAAGCAUAAGAAAUUAGUGUAUUUCUGUGGAAAUCGUCAUAGAUCAUCCAAGAAAACGAGAAGCGAGCGAAUUCCUUACGCAGAGAACAUAUUGGUGAAACUCAUGUAUGUCACGUUACAAAACGAAAAAUCGUCUCGACGAACCGACUACAGCCACAUCAUCUGGCCUUGAUGAAAAUACACAAUCAGCUGUCCCUAAUGCCUGCUCUUCAUAUCUCUUGAUGACAACAAAAUCAUCUUUCCGCUCACCAGUUACAUUCUAAUUAUUAUUAGAGAAAAGGCUUGACAAAGGAUUUAUUUGAUCUUAAAACGCUCGUAAUCGUAAUUUGAUGAAAUUACAUCUAUUCUUGCCAUUUGGCUGAAGACAGAUCCAUAAAACCUGCAAGUUUCAUCGAGUUCGAUGCGAUGUGAUAUGUUAUCAAUUUGAAAGAAGAUAAUGUUCUAUAUAUAUAUUCUAUAUAUAUAAAAGAAAUAUAGAAAUAAGUUAAAAAGGAAAGACGGGAAAAAAAUCUUCAGAGAACUCACAUGGUGUACUUUCUGUUCAUACUUUCAAUAAUGAUGGGAUUGUUGAAAUGAGAUAGAUAGUUGGAAAAAUUUUUGGUGGACCAUGUGCGCUACUAGGAGCUUGAGAUCUUGACAAAAGAGAGAAUUUAUUUUUUUUUAGCAAACAAUGGCUUGUGAUGCUCUUAUUUGGGGACUGUUGUUUGUGGGAUGCAGCAUACAGGCAUUAUGGGCUAUAUCCGAAGAUGAUCCAUCGGAGUAUAUGAAUAAGGAAGAGAGAGAAGCUUUAAAAGAAGAAGCAAGGGAUAUGUUUUAUCAUGCAUAUAAUGCAUACAUGGAUAAUGCAUAUCCUGCUGAUGAAUUGAUGCCAUUAAGCUGCAAAGGACGAUAUAGAGGCUCUGAACCGAAUAGGGGUGAUAUAGAUUCUACAUUGGGAAAUUUUUCACUUACUUUGGUAGAUACACUGGAUACAUUAGUGGUACUGGGAGAUUUGGAAGAAUUUGAGAAUGCAGUUAAACUUGUUGCUAGAGAUGUAAGCUUUGAUACAGAUGUUAUUGUUUCCUUAUUUGAAACAAAUAUUAGAAUGCUUGGAGGUCUCAUCAGUGGUCAUAUAUUAGCUGAAUAUCUACAACAAAGAGCUGAUAUAAUGCCAUGGUAUAGAGGAGAACUUUUGGACUUGGCUAAAGAUUUAGGAUAUAGAUUUUUACCUGCAUUUAACACAACUACUGGAAUACCUUAUGGCAGAGUAA
Wasmannia auropunctata (little fire ant) is the source of this 1668-nucleotide messenger RNA. RefSeq names its product ER degradation-enhancing alpha-mannosidase-like protein 3. NCBI's taxonomy places the organism in Eukaryota, Metazoa, Arthropoda, Insecta, Hymenoptera, Formicidae. Gene Ontology annotation, cellular component: membrane; endoplasmic reticulum. Gene Ontology annotation, biological process: mannose trimming involved in glycoprotein ERAD pathway; endoplasmic reticulum mannose trimming; carbohydrate metabolic process. The annotation marks the transcript as partial. The record is from RefSeq and is a predicted model, not a curated record. The transcript has 7 exons. Gene Ontology annotation, molecular function: calcium ion binding; mannosyl-oligosaccharide 1,2-alpha-mannosidase activity.